Molecule: messenger RNA, 1215 nt
Organism: Capronia epimyces CBS 606.96
Lineage: Eukaryota; Fungi; Ascomycota; Eurotiomycetes; Chaetothyriales; Herpotrichiellaceae
Exons: 1
Coding region: 1-1215 (404 amino acids)
Source: RefSeq, a predicted model, not a curated record
AUGAACGACUUGGACCGCAUCUGUCAGCCUGUGGCAUCGAAUGCGAAUCCUCGCCGUUCUUCAUCUUCCAGCAACGACAUCGAUCGGAGCAACUGGUGUCCUGCCCUUCCGAACAAGCCUGUCCAAUCUCCACCCUAUCGAGUUCCCACACCGCCAGGCCUGCCAUCCUUUGGGACGGAGGAGGCCAAUGAUUACAGGCUUCCGGGACAGCAUUCUCCCGGGAGGUCACUUUGGAAUCGUCUUUGGCGGCAUUCCCAGGACGGAAGUGACGAGCAGCCACCGAUCAGUCCUCGCCUUCUGGGGUCCCCUUUGUUAGGCCCUCAGAACCCUCAGAUGGGCCCUCCCAGCGAGGUUCUCAAGCGAACCCUGGCAAUGCUGGGGAUGGCACGGGUUGUUAGUCCUCCGCCGCCGUCUCUUAAGCACGGACGUGUCCCCCUGCCGCCCGGUGUGGUUACCGCCAAUAACGGGACUGGAGCACUAGCCCAAGCCGAUGAUGGUACCUAUAUCAGAGGGAGGUUUGGGCCUCGAGCGAGCGGCCACGGUGUCGGCGGGAGGAGUCUAGAGGCGCACCCGAUUGCGCGAACGGCCCAACUCAGUGCAAUUGAGGAACAAGUGAGGGAGAUCGACAAGGCUUGUGAGAGAGUCGACGCAGAGAAUGCACUUUCUCAGAUACCCUUCAACGAUAUGGGCUGCGAGGUUGGAACUGGUGUCCCUUUCAACCAGGAGCCGCAGGAGAUGGGAGAAGCCCGGGCAGCCGAGUCUCCACCGCCGCAGGGGGUUUCCGAAGAUGAAUCAUUGAGCCCUGCUAUCUAUCUGUCGCCUCCGUCCAUGUCACCCCAGAUGCAUGUCCCGGACAGUCCCGAUCAGGGCGCGUCGUCAAUGCAAGAGGGGCCAUAUUUUGAAUCUGCACGGCUCAGAUCUCCGCCUAGCCUUCCGCACUCCGUCAUGGGACAGAUUCCUGGGUAUCCUUCAUCCACUCUCUUGUAUUUGAGGAGCAUGGAAAGCAUGCCUGGCCUCUUCAGCGCUGCGGAAGAGGCCGAGCGGACACGGGUCCGAGAGCUGGUGUUGGAGGAGAAGAGGAGGGAGCAACGAAAGCUGUGGUCACAGAUGCGCUGCGCUGCUGAAGACUGCUGUCACGAGGUGUGGCAUUUGUGGGCAUGUGCAAGUUCUUGUGGAGGCCACCGUUGUUGUCGACGAUCUGAAAGUGAGUUUUAG